AUGGGUUUCGAUUUAUGCCCGCAACGGAACAAGAACAGCAUUGGAUCUCGCUGCUCUGAUCUCUCAAAGGCACUUGGAUUUAACCCUAAUUGCGGCGAUGUUUAUUUAUAAGCGCUUGA
This is a messenger RNA of Arabidopsis lyrata subsp. lyrata, 119 nucleotides long. RefSeq lists its product as uncharacterized. The transcript has a single exon. Lineage: Eukaryota; Viridiplantae; Streptophyta; Magnoliopsida; Brassicales; Brassicaceae. The coding region runs from base 1 to 111 and encodes 36 amino acids. The record is from RefSeq and is a predicted model, not a curated record.